CACACCAACAACAAUCACCUCAUCAUCGUUAAAGCUGAGAUGAUCCACAGCCUCUUUCUGGUCAGCCACUCCGGAGACAUCUUCCUGGAGAAACACUGGAAGAGUGUCAUCAGCAGGAGUGUGUGUGACUAUUUUCUCGAGGCCAAGGAGAAAGCAGGCGACCCAGAAAAUGUGUCCCCUGUCCUUCGGACCCCACACCACUAUAUCAUCUCAAUCUACAGGGACAAACUCUUCUUCGUCUCAGUCACUCUGACUGAAGUCCCCCCUCUCUUUGUCAUUGAGUUCCUGCACAGGGUGGCUGAUACUUUUCAGGAUUACUUUGGAGAAUGCUCGGAGAGUGUUAUCAAAGAUAACACAGUGACCGUUUACGAGCUACUGGAGGAGAUGCUGGACAACGGGUUUCCUUUGGCAACUGAGUCCAAUGUCCUCAAGGAGAUGAUAAGGCCUCCGAACAUCUUGCGGUCGGUUGUCAAUACACUCACAGGGGGUAGUAAUGUAGGGGGAACAUUGCCUACAGGCCAGUUGUCUAAUGUCCCCUGGAGGAGAGCUGGUGUGAAAUACACCAAUAAUGAGGCUUAUUUUGAUGUGAUAGAAGAAAUCGACGCCAUUUUGGACAAAUCAGGUACGACUGUGUUUGCAGAGAUUCAGGGUGUGAUUGAGGCCUGUGUGAAGCUCACUGGGAUGCCUGAUCUCACCCUGUCCUUCAUGAAUCCUCGUCUCCUUGACGACAUGAGUUUCCACCCAUGUGUGCGUUUCAAGCGCUGGGAAUCGGAGCGCGUCUUGUCUUUCAUCCCACCAGAUGGAAACUUCAGGCUGAUGUCGUAUCAUGUCAGCUCUCAGAAUCUUGUAGCCAUCCCAGUGUAUGUGAAGCAGAACAUCAGCUUCUUAGAAACAGGUUCCUGUGGUCGUCUGGACAUCACAAUUGGUCCCAAGCAGACAAUGGGGAAGAUGGUGGAGAGCUUGAUGGUCACUAUUCCAAUGCCUAAAUCUGUGCUCAGUGUCAAUCUCACUGCUACUCAGGGAACCUACAGCUUUGACGUAACCACCAAGGUGCUCCUUUGGGACAUCGGGAAACUUAACCCUCAGAAGCUGCCGAACCUGAGAGGAAGCCUCAGCACGCAGACGGGCGCCCCAAAGCCGGAAGAGAAUCCCUCACUCAACAUUGACCUGAAGAUACAACAACUGGCCAUAUCAGGCCUCAAAGUGAGUCGUCUGGACAUGUAUGGAGAGAAGUACAAACCGUUUAAAGGAGUGAAAUAUGUGACUAAAGCGGGAAAAUUUCAGGUCCGGACCUGAGUGAAGAGGUGAAAGGUCAGCAUUCCAAUACCAAACAGAGAGCGGGGUUACCACACUGCCAAGCCAUCGACAAGUCUUACAUCUCCACAGCUACAUCGUCAAAAAUCAACACCUCUGCGUUCUUACAGUUAUUUAUUUUCUCAUUAUAAAUGGCAACGUAUUUUAAAUAUGACUGAAUAAUUCUGGCCUGUUAAGGUAAGGCUUUAACAUUUAAUGUGAUUUCUGUUGAAUGUUGGUCUAAUUGUGCUGCUUCAUAUUGUGAACUUUCUACUUUUUGCAUCACUUGAUAUAUAUGUCUAUCCACAAAAUGUAUUUCCUCAUCUAUCAUGCUCAAAAUGUUGCAGAAGGGAGAUUUUUUUUAUUUAAAAAACAAGCGCAUAUGCAACUCACUGCCUUACUUUAAAUGUCAACUCUGCACAAUACAACAUGCAAGCUGCCUGAGAGUAUGAAGGAAGGCCUUUGAAAAAGUUUAAUUUAACGAAGGGUCGCCAAUGUUACGGGUUAAAGUAGAAAUUUAUUAGAAAACAUUCAGAAUUUAUGCCUGCAUUCUGAAUGGUUGUAAUGCAAAUAUUUUUGCACACAUUCAGAGUUUCAUUCAGUGGCCUUAUAAGAACAUUUUUAAGUGCUCUGUUAAGCACACUACAGCACAAACUUCACGUUUUGGAGACUUAAGGGAAUUAUUUUAAAAGUGUUUUUCUUAUUUAAAGGUCAUUCUAACAUGUAAUGUUGGUAUGAUGUGGAUCCAAAUUAGUUAUUCAGGUACACUUUUUUUAUUUAGAGCAACUUUAAAGAACCUCACAUUUUUUUUUCUUUUUUGCAACUUUUCACUGCACAGCAUGUUAGUCAAUAUUAGACAAAAUAUCCUAUUUAAAAUGUAAGCCAGAUGCCUUAUUGUAAAAUCCUCUUCAUGCUUUGUUGUCUUUAAAUCCCAGCUGCAGGAUUUUGCUUUAUGUUUGGGAAUUUUAUUUUCUACAUUUUGUUUCUCUGCUUUUUUGUCAACUUUUUAUUACUAACUUUAAAGGGUUUAUUUUUCCAAAGCAAUAUUCUAAUUAAAAAGCAAGUCUAAUAAAUUACCUCCUGAUUCAGUGCCACAA
Molecule: messenger RNA, 2390 nt
Organism: Cyprinodon tularosa
Lineage: Eukaryota; Metazoa; Chordata; Actinopteri; Cyprinodontiformes; Cyprinodontidae
Gene: ap3m1
Product: adaptor related protein complex 3 subunit mu 1
Exons: 8
Coding region: 40-1296 (418 amino acids)
Biological process (GO): intracellular protein transport; endocytosis
Cellular component (GO): clathrin adaptor complex; cytoplasmic vesicle
Source: RefSeq, a predicted model, not a curated record